This is a messenger RNA of Periconia digitata, 1177 nucleotides long. Lineage: Eukaryota; Fungi; Ascomycota; Dothideomycetes; Pleosporales; Periconiaceae. The record is from the annotation of a GenBank genome assembly.
AACUGCUUUGGCGGAAUAUCAGACCUCAAAAUGCACAACCCGCGACAGUCUUUUAACGACACAAUGUGUUGUUACCCCAACAAACACGCCUGGGUCUCUCAAUUUUAUCGCACAAUGCGCUACAUAUAUAACACGUUUUCACACAAUGAUAAACGGUCGUUUCCACGCCUCCCUAUAAGAAGGGGUACAUUCUCACCCACCAUGCAACAAUUCAAACUACUCAACUACCACCCGCUACCACCGAACCGAUUCUUUGGCUUAGAUCUUACAGAAAAUGUCGUCCUUCGCCAAUAUACUAGGCUCGAAACUCUUCACCUUCCUCGUUGGCAAGCUCAAGCAGCCUGUGGUCGUCCACUCGGCCGCCUUCGCAGAACUGUCGGGGCCUAUGUACCGCCUUAUCAACGGCCAUAUGCUGGAAGCGAAUGAGAACACCGCUCAUAUUCAAAAUAUAAAUCUGCAUGAUUUCAAUCGCGUUGCAGAACUCGCCUACUCUGGGAACUACACAGCUCCGUCAACAGGUGAACCUUCGGAGCUUGACGAGUAUGAUGAAGACGAGAGUGACCAAGAGUCACCCACGUCCGAGAAUCUACUUGAAUACCUAUCGCUGAUCCCCGUGAAAGCGUAUGGUGCUUUGUGGCGACGAGCAACGCAGGUCUCCAUAAGUGUGACCCCAGCGCAGUAUUUCGAACUGGCUUCCAACACACUCUGCGACGCUAGCCAACUCGACACCACGAACUACAAACCUUCGUGGUCGGGAUGCCAGACCCCAGUGCUUCUCGGACACGCGCGCCUCUACGCGUUUGCGAGCAAGUAUCUGAUCGACCCGUUGAAGCCAAUGGCCUUCACCAAACUGGCUCGUACGCUGGAGAACAUGUAUCUCUUCCGGCCGACUCUCACGUCGGUCAUGAAACUUGCAUCCUUCGUGUACGAUAACGACUUUGUUCCUGAUCGUGAGGGCGAUCGAAUCGAUCCCAUCCGUCGACUGGUCGUUAGCUAUGUAGUCAUGCACUACAAGCAUUUCAAGGACUUCGAGGGGCAUCGAGACCUCAUGGAAGAGGACUGCGAGUAUGCGGACGAUGUCCUUGAACACGUUGGCCGCUACUUAGAUCCAGAGUCCCAGUUCGAUCCCACGUACAGGUUCGAGAUGGCGAAGAAUCACGUCGCUAGCUGGCUCUAG